AUGGCUGCUGCUCUCUCCUACCGAGUUUACAAGAAUGCUCUUCUCUUCUCUGCCCUCUUGACCGCUGCUCGGGCCCAGCAAGUGGGCACUCAGCAAGCCGAAACACACCCAUCCUUGACCUGGUCCAAAUGCACCAGCGGUGGUAGUUGCUCUACAGUGACCGGUCAGGUCGUUGUCGACGCGAACUGGCGUUGGGUCCAUACUGUGAACGGCUACACCAACUGCUAUACGGGCAAUAAGUGGGACACCUCGAUCUGUCCAGACGAUGUGACCUGCGCGGCUGCCUGCGCUGUGGAUGGUGCCAACUACGAACAAACUUACGGCGUCACUACCAGUGGUGACGAGCUGCGAUUGAACUUUGUCACCACCUCAACCAGCAAGAACAUUGGCUCCCGUCUGUACUUGAUGGAGGAUGAGAGUACCUAUGAGAUGUUUGAUCUGCUGGGUCAAGAAUUCACUUUUGAUGUGGAUGUCUCCAAUCUCCCAUGCGGUCUGAAUGGCGCCCUUUACUUCGUGGCAAUGGAUUCGGAUGGUGGUAUGGCCCGAUUCCCCACAAACAAGGCUGGUGCCAAAUACGGAACCGGAUACUGCGACUCUCAGUGCCCACGAGACCUGAAAUUCAUCGACGGCCAAGCUAAUGUUGAGGGGUGGGUGCCAUCGACCAACGAUGUCAAUUCUGGCAUUGGUAACCAUGGCUCCUGUUGCGCAGAGAUGGAUAUUUGGGAAGCCAACUCCAUCUCGAAUGCCGUGACUCCUCAUCCCGCCGAUCGCUAUGGCGGUACUUGUGACCCGGAUGGAUGUGACUUCAACCCCUACCGCAUGGGUAACCAUUCGUUCUUCGGACCGAGUAUGAUUGUUGAUACUACUUCUCCCUUCACUGUGGUGACUCAGUUCAUUACGGACGAUGGUACCAGUACGGGCGCCCUGAGCGAAAUCAAACGCUUCUAUGUUCAGAACGGAAAGGUGAUUCCACAGUCUCAGUCCACUAUCAGUGGUGUGAGUGGCAACUCGAUCACCUCGGAUUUCUGCACAGCUCAAAAGAAAGCCUUUGGGGAUGAAGAUGUCUUCACUACCCAUGGAGGCUUGGAGGGCAUGGGCGCCGCACUUGCAGAUGGCAUGGUUUUAGUCAUGAGUCUCUGGGAUGAUCACAACUCCAACAUGCUUUGGCUUGACAGCACUUACCCGACCACCGACUCCUCGACCACCCCCGGGGCUGCACGCGGCAGUUGUGAUAUCUCAUCUGGUGUCCCCGCAGAUGUGGAGGCCAAUGAUGCGAAUGCCACUGGUGCUGCUCACUACGCCCAGUGUGGCGGUAUCGGCUGGACUGGCGCAACCACUUGUGUCAGCCCGUACACCUGCACUAAGCAGAACGAUUACUACUCCCAGUGCUUGUAG
Messenger RNA from Penicillium maclennaniae, 1395 nucleotides. It is a transcript of the gene cbhB, whose product is annotated as putative 1,4-beta-D-glucan-cellobiohydrolyase. The transcript is spliced from 3 exons. The record is from RefSeq and is a predicted model, not a curated record. Lineage: Eukaryota; Fungi; Ascomycota; Eurotiomycetes; Eurotiales; Aspergillaceae. The coding region runs from base 1 to 1395 and encodes 464 amino acids. Gene Ontology annotation, molecular function: hydrolase activity, hydrolyzing O-glycosyl compounds; cellulose binding. Gene Ontology annotation, biological process: carbohydrate metabolic process. Gene Ontology annotation, cellular component: extracellular region.